Huiozyma naganishii CBS 8797 is the source of this 3378-nucleotide messenger RNA. It is a transcript of the gene GIN4, whose product is annotated as protein kinase GIN4. Gene Ontology annotation, molecular function: protein serine/threonine kinase activity; ATP binding; tau-protein kinase activity. Gene Ontology annotation, biological process: intracellular signal transduction; protein phosphorylation; microtubule cytoskeleton organization. The coding region runs from base 1 to 3378 and encodes 1125 amino acids. Lineage: Eukaryota; Fungi; Ascomycota; Saccharomycetes; Saccharomycetales; Saccharomycetaceae. The transcript has a single exon. Gene Ontology annotation, cellular component: cytoplasm. The record is from RefSeq and is a predicted model, not a curated record.
AUGAUCACAAAUAAAACGACGCCUACCAUCAAGGGCGACCAGAUUGGAUCCUGGAAGAUGGGCGAGACCCUCGGACUCGGAUCCACGGGGAAAGUCCAAUUAGCCUACAACAAGACCACAGGUAACCAGGCUGCUAUCAAAGUCAUUUCGAAGACUAUAUUCCAGGACUCGAAUGUGACGUCGAUGGUGGAUAACACGACGCCAGACGCGCUGCCCUACGGCAUCGAGAGGGAAAUAGUCAUUAUGAAACUGCUGAACCAUGCAAACGUGCUCAGACUGUACGACGUUUGGGAAACAAACAGCAACUUGUACAUGGUCUUGGAGUACGCAGAGAAGGGCGAGUUGUUUAACUUGCUAGUGGAAAGGGGCCCACUGCCAGAAAACGAGGCAAUCAGGUUUUUCAGACAGAUCAUUAUCGGUAUCUCGUACUGCCACGCGUUGGGGAUUGUACACAGAGACUUGAAACCGGAAAACUUACUUCUGGACACGAAAUAUAACAUCAAGAUCGCAGAUUUUGGGAUGGCAGCACUCGAGACGGAGGAUAAACUCUUGGAGACGUCCUGUGGAUCUCCACAUUACGCAGCACCCGAAAUUGUAUCUGGGAUCCCCUACCACGGGUUCGCCAGUGACGUGUGGUCCUGUGGGGUCAUUCUCUACGCGCUUUUGACCGGGAGGUUACCCUUCGACGAGGAGGAUGGGAACAUCAGAAACCUGCUGUUGAAAGUUCAAGCGGGUCAAUUUGAAAUGCCAGAGGAUGACGAAAUAUCGAAGGAGGCACAGAACCUAAUAAGUAAGAUCCUUGUAGUUAACCCUGCUGAAAGGAUAACGGCAAGAGAUAUUUUGAAACAUCCACUGUUGCAAAAAUAUCCAAGCAUCAAGGACUCCAAGAGUAUAAGGAACUUACCCCGCGAGGACACAUACCUUCAUCCAUUGGCGGAAACGAACUCCGCUAUAGAUGAAAACAUCCUACAGAACCUGGUCGUUCUGUGGCACGGUAGGGACCCUGCAGAGAUUCGGGUCAAGUUGAAGGAACAUGGCGCCAACGCUGAAAAGACGCUGUACGCCAUGCUGAAUAGAUUCAAGUUAGACGUGGAGCAGGAAAAUUUGAAGAAUGAACAUUUGAAGAACAGACAAUCCGGUGGACAAUCCACGUCCAUGGCCCCUGCAACUAAUCAGAGUACCGCGGUUAACAGAUCCUCGGGGAAUAAAAACACGACUCCGAGAAAGAAAAACAGAGCAUCUGUUAUAAGCGUGACCUCGUCUCAUAAAAGACCAAUUUCUUUCCAAAAACUCCCCACUUUGAACAGUACAUCCUCACUCGCUGCGAUCACGCCCAGCACAUCGGCAAGAAGAAAGAGACUCUCGAAAAUAUCAGGAUACCCAGUCAGUAACGUAAAUGGCUCUCCAACACCGGCGUCGAGGAAGAAGAGAAACUCGAUGGCAAAUAUCCAGGCUGCUCGCUCUUCGACUAUCAAGAAGACAAACACUUUCAAGAAAAAUAAUAGAGCUAGUAAAAGAGUGUCCAUCUUACCAAAUAAUAAAAAUGGUACGAUAGCGUCAAAGCUAAUUUCGACGUACGCCAAGCUGUCAGAAGAUGACGAAUGGGAAUACUUGGAACAAGAAACCAAGCGAACCAGUUCAAACUUCGCCACGCUGAUCGAUGAGAUUUUCGAACACGAAAAGUAUGAACAAAUCAGGAAAGAAAAGGAGGAACUGGCACGUAAAGUCAGAGAGGCUAAAGAGCGUGAGGAAGCGGAAAGGAAACAAAAGGAACUACAGGAAAGGGAGAAACAAAGAGAGCGCGAAAGAAAGGAAAACGAAACAAAUGACCGUCAAAGGAUAAUGGAAGAAGAGAUCGAAAAUUUGAAAAAGGAAUUGGACAUGAUGUCACACGAGGGGAAGACCGAAUCAAGAUCUGUGUCUGAACCUCUCAACAAGAAACAAGGAGGAGUGGAAAUUGAAGUAAAGGAACUUCUAAGACAACGCAAUGCCGCCUUACAAACAAGACCUAAAUCAAGGUUAGAUCCUGGUCUAUUCUUCGAUUCAGCAGAAAGCGAUACCCGCAACCCUUCGUUGCAAGUUUUCGAAGGCGAAGUAGACAACAAGCUGAAAACCGAAAAGGCUAUUCUGGAAACGAUAAGAAGAUCUAAAUUUCUGGGCUCUUCGUUCGAUAUCAGUAAGGAGUUGAAGUCGGCAUCAGCUAGGUCAGAUUAUUCCAGAGCGCCAGGACGUGUUAUUACCGCUCCAAGCAAUCUAGAACGUAGCGACGUUCUUCCAAAAAAUGCUAUUGCCACAGCGCCUCUCCGGAUACACAGUGAUCAACCAGAAGUGAGAAAGAUAUCCGACAUCAAGGUCCCUCAAUUUACUAGAAAAUCUAGAAACUUUUCUGAGUCCUCAAAGAGACUUUCCGUUUUGUCCAUGUAUUCGACGAGACAGUCUUUCAAAAAUCUUUCGGAUAUGAUGAACUUUGAGAGUGAGAACACUGAUGCAGCCGAGAAUAGAGGCCAGAUAGCAACACCUAAUAGCGCCGGCCAAUCCGAGUUUCUCUUCGAAAGCGUUAAUGAAGAAGCGGAAAACACGAACAACACCUCUACUGAUGGGAAAUUGUAUGAAGUCUCUGAAUCUCCGGAAAGCUCUAGUAAAAAGGGUUUGAGAGUAAACUUGUCAGACAGAUACAACAAAGCUAACUCUGAAGCUGAUAUGGAAAAUAAAUUGCCGAUAUUACCACCUCUAGACCCUGAGAUCGCUGGUCUUGGGAUAUAUCAAGAUCAACCAGAAGAGGUCAAUGCCAAACCGCAAGAAAAGAAGUCUAAAAGUAAGUCAGCGGAAACUGGGGAUAUAUCCGAAGGUGAGCCAGAAGUGAGUGACCUAAAAGCUGAGAACAUUAGAAAAGCUCCUCAACCUCCUAUAACGGAAAAAAAGAAACUGGAUGCCAAGAAACAGAGGAAUGACGAGAGAACUAAGGCAUCGAAGGAGAACACAUUUUCUAACAAUUUCCUGAGAAAACUAUCCGGUCAGUCGAAUACGACAACUCAAUCGGUCAAGAAGACCAAACUGGGUGCGGAAGACGGCAUACACACAACGGUUUCUGCUACGCAGAUGUACCAAGGGUUGUACAAUCUGCUGCGUGGGUGGGGAUCGUACGGUCUAAAGAGCAUCAAAGGUAACAGUGAAAACAUGACCAUCACUGGGAAAUUGGCAAGUGAAAAUAUUCUUUCCCUACGUUCAACCAUCUUUGAGAUUAUUAUAAUAAGGGAAGGUAAGGGCAGCAAAGUGGAUAUCAAAAAGAAAUCGGGUUCUACCAAGGCUGUUAACAGAUUAGCUGGUGAAGUGAAAAACGUGCUUGUUAAGGAAGGAGUUAUGAUCACAAUCAAAUAA